Molecule: messenger RNA, 867 nt
Organism: Eucalyptus grandis
Lineage: Eukaryota; Viridiplantae; Streptophyta; Magnoliopsida; Myrtales; Myrtaceae
Product: histone H3.2
Exons: 1
Coding region: 85-495 (136 amino acids)
Cellular component (GO): nucleosome
Molecular function (GO): protein heterodimerization activity; DNA binding; structural constituent of chromatin
Source: RefSeq, a predicted model, not a curated record
AUUUCCCACCAUCGCCAUUCCUUUCCUUCCAUACCUCCUUCGCGAAAACCAGAGCACGAAAGAACCCUAAUUUCGUGACCGGAAAUGGCUCGCACGAAGCAGACGGCCCGGAAGUCCACCGGCGGGAAGGCCCCGAGGAAGCAGCUGGCGACGAAGGCCGCCCGGAAGUCGGCCCCGGCGACCGGCGGCGUGAAGAAGCCGCACAGGUUCAGGCCCGGGACGGUGGCGCUGCGGGAGAUCAGGAAGUACCAGAAGAGCACGGAGCUGCUGAUCAGGAAGCUCCCGUUCCAGCGGCUGGUCCGGGAGAUCGCCCAGGACUUCAAGACCGACCUCCGGUUCCAGAGCAGCGCCGUCGCGGCCCUCCAGGAGGCGGCGGAGGCGUACCUGGUCGGCCUCUUCGAGGACACGAACCUCUGCGCCAUCCACGCGAAGAGGGUCACCAUCAUGCCCAAGGACAUCCAGCUCGCUAGGAGGAUCAGGGGCGAGAGGGCUUAGGACGUUUGUUUCGGUUUGUGUCUUAGGGUUUGUGGAUCUGGAUUUGUGGUUCUGGAGAUGAUGGGUCUGGUUCUUGCUCUAGGUGUGAUGAUAAGCCCAGUUGUAAAUCUCUCAGUUAGAUGUGAUUCCAGCUUUUAGAAAUGCCAAUUACUGAUUGGUCAAUCGUUCACGGCUCUCUUCAUUUUGCUUUUUCUUUUAUGAGUAGAAGAAUAGUAUUGUUUUAUAACUCUUGAAGUGGGUCAUUUACAAAGCUAGAUCAGAAGAGGAAAAAAAGAUGCUUUCUUUCUUCCGUUUGAAAGUUGUCAAGGACUCAUGGUUGUCAAGAUCGAAUCUUUGUGAGUGCAAUGGGAAUUUCCGGGUCAUUGUACUGAU